Molecule: messenger RNA, 204 nt
Organism: Penicillium maclennaniae
Lineage: Eukaryota; Fungi; Ascomycota; Eurotiomycetes; Eurotiales; Aspergillaceae
Exons: 1
Coding region: 1-204 (67 amino acids)
Source: RefSeq, a predicted model, not a curated record
AUGAUCUCACAGAAUGCUCAUUCGGCACUUCUCAUUGACGAUCAGCUCGCUGUUGCUCAGUCAUUGGCGGAGCCGUACUAUGGAUCAAUGAUCUCAACCACCGAUGCACCUAUUAAGGAGACCUUGAUGACGGAGAUCGUGAGGAAACAAAGCCGAAACUCUCUGAUCGCGAAGAAACCAAACCCCGCGCACGCAAGGUGUUAG